AUGCAGUUCAAAUCUCUUGCAUUUUUCUUCCUUACUGCUACGGCACUCGCUACCCCUGAGGCACAGCAAAAGCGCGAUGAUCUCAAUGAUCUAAAAUCUCUUGUUGGUGGACUGGCUACCGCCCUACCAUCAGACCUUGCAGGCAUCGCCCAUGAUCUCAAGAGCCUCAGCAAUUUCCUCCCGCCAUCUGGCAUCAUAUCUGUUCUCGCAACUGCCAUUCCCCCAGGUGUCCGCAGCAGCAUCGAAGCCAAUCCUACCAACGCUCUUAAUUUCAACAGCGAACUGCACAGCAGCCUCAAGGCAGGAAAUACUCCCUCCUGGUAUAAUAAUCUUCCAUCCGAUGUGAAAUCCUACCUCAACCAAAUCGGCGGUUUUACCCCGACGGGCAGCUCUAGCCAAACGGGCGGCUCUGCCUCCCGACCUACCAGCAAUCCUAGCCAAAGCAAUACACCUGCUCGAGCAUCGGGUAACAUUGCUCCUCGUGCCACAGGCGCUAUUGCUGCCAGUUUUGCCGGUGUAGCCGGUCUCCUCGGCGUCGCGAUUAUGCUGUAA
Ophidiomyces ophidiicola is the source of this 552-nucleotide messenger RNA. RefSeq lists its product as uncharacterized. The record is from RefSeq and is a predicted model, not a curated record. NCBI's taxonomy places the organism in Eukaryota, Fungi, Ascomycota, Eurotiomycetes, Onygenales, Onygenaceae. The transcript is spliced from 2 exons. The coding region runs from base 1 to 552 and encodes 183 amino acids.